AUGCCUCGAUUUUGGAGAUCUAGAAAGCCAGAGAUCGCAACUCAGCAGAGUGCCAGACCUGAGCCUCAAAAUGUCAACGUCACUAGAUACGGCGAGAAUCUCAUCGCCCCACAACUCCCAAGGAGAGUAGUUCCAGCACCUACCCUUGAGAUUCGGCCUAUUCCACGGGCAAGACCACACCAAUCCACUUCACCCUCGGAGGUAGACGCGAGUUCUGAAAUCAUUACGCUUCCUGAGCCAGCGGCUCUGCCAUCGUACCCACCAACCACGGGCUCAGAAUCGAUCCGUUCUUUCCGUCCUGGUUCCGCUUUGUAUUACUGUCGAUACUCCGAAGACGGGAACAAAUCCGACCUGGCUAGCCAGUCAAGAAGAGAUAGCGAAGAGAAUAUGGAUGGCUACUGCGUUUUCCGCGAAAGAGAUCUUGCAGCCAACAACCGGGCUGAAUUCCUCUCGCCACCUCUUAAGGAAUAUGAAAUCGGGGAGGAAUGGAAGAGUACAGGGGAGGUCUCUUCAAUGGACAUGACUAUUUUGCCUCCCAACUUCAAAAAGGACCCCUCGAAAUCGACGGAUACCCUUAUCAGGUACCCAAUUGGAAGGAGAAUCAGUGCGUUUACGGAAGUUUUGUCCUUCGAGUCGAGCGAGGACGGACAAAGUACAACCCUCGAAGAGAGGGAAAUCCAAGCCGGAAUGAACAUGACGCCAUCGCUCCCGCGCAGCGACAGGAUCCUUUACCUCCACACUCCAUGGAUCCUACGAUUCAUAUACAUUUUUAUUCUCUCUAAUUGGUGGACACUAAUUCCACUACUGAAAAUUUCGUCAAAUGAUUUUCACCCCGAGAAUCUCCCACUACUAUACUCGUGUGGGAUGUUGGUUAUAAUCGUCCUAAGCCUCGGGUUACAGGCCAACUAUUUCCGGAUCCACGGCGUACCAUGGGGUCGCCGUCGCAACGCCGAAAAGGUUGGGGACGAGAACGAGUGUACCGAGAAGGAUACACGACCAGACGCGGGGCCAGGCCCCGACGUCGAUUUGGAGGCAAGGGGGCAAGGGGGCCGAGCCACGUUGAAGAAGGGUGGCGAUAGGAGGGGUUGGCGGUUGAGGAGUGGAAUGGAGAGCUAUGUUUUUGCGGUCGACAUGAUCCUUUUCAUGUUGACGUUGGCUGCCUUGGCAGUCUCAAUUAUUUUUGCCAGGCAUGGAGGCGCCAUUCACGAGGCGCAGAUGGUGGAGGCCGCGGGGGAUGCGACCUCGGGGGCUGGGGGCGACGGGGUUCAAGGGAACCUCCGUGUUGUGGAGGUGUACGGGGGUGAUGGGGGCUACAGGUCGUUUUGA
Molecule: messenger RNA, 1326 nt
Organism: Orbilia oligospora ATCC 24927
Lineage: Eukaryota; Fungi; Ascomycota; Orbiliomycetes; Orbiliales; Orbiliaceae
Exons: 2
Coding region: 1-1326 (441 amino acids)
Source: RefSeq, a predicted model, not a curated record